Molecule: messenger RNA, 1613 nt
Organism: Aphanomyces astaci
Lineage: Eukaryota; Oomycota; Saprolegniomycetes; Saprolegniales; Verrucalvaceae
Exons: 5
Coding region: 47-1558 (503 amino acids)
Biological process (GO): transmembrane transport
Cellular component (GO): membrane
Molecular function (GO): antiporter activity; xenobiotic transmembrane transporter activity
Source: RefSeq, a predicted model, not a curated record
GACCAAUCAAAAUCGACAACCUCCUUCCAGUCCACCAGUAGUUACCAUGGAAUCGGACGCACUAAUCGGCCAAGACCGCCGCCGCCUUCUGUACGCGUGGCGCAAUGUACGAGCCGAAGCCCAUGCCAUCUGGGGCAUGGCGUGGAAGAUCUCUCUCGCGUCGUUCUGUCGUUUGUCCGUGUUCACGAUCUCCACGGCGUUCUUGGGCCAGUUGGGCACGAGAGAGUUGGCCGCGAGCGCCUUGGCUCAGUCCGUCAUCGGCGCGCUUCGCAUCGUCACAUGGGCGUCGUCCACAUCUCUCAGCACACUCUGUGGCCAAGCCUAUGGCGCGCGGAACUUUGAGCUCGUGGGGACGUGGCUGCAAAUGGGCCUCGUCGUCUUGAGCGUGGCCUCAAUUCCGCUGGUGGCUGCCCACUUUUACGCGUAUCUGGUGCUGCAGUACGUCGUGCCAGACGACCCCGAGUUGCUCGCGUUGGCGCAAACAUUUGCUAAUUACACGGCGCUGAGUGUGUGGCCGAACGCGAUCUAUGUGGCUCUGCGAUCAUACCUCCGUUCGCAGCAGGUGGUGGCACCCAUCGCAGUCGUCGACGCUGCCAACGUCGGGCUGUACAUCGCGGCCAACUACGUGUUUAUCUACGGAUGCUUUGGCUGGGAUGGCUUGGGGUUCGUGGGGUCGCCGGUGGCGAGCUUCGUUUGCGCGACAAUACAGCCCCUCGCGUUGUAUUUGUAUGCGUUUGUUAUCCAGCGGCACCACGAGAAAACGUGGGGCGGAUGGUCAUGGCAAUGUGUGGACCCGACGCGGUUGAAGCAAUUUGUGUCGCUUACGAGCUCGUUCUUUGUGUACUUGGCCAUGGACGAGUGGAUCUACAACGUGCUCACCAUCGUCGCAGCCCAAUUGGGGAGUUUGAACUUGGCUGCUAACAGCAUCCUAUUCAACGUGUGGGGGCUCGCGUAUGGCGUGUACCUUGGCUUUAGCACCCCCAUCCAAGUCAGGGUUUCGCACGCGUUGGGGGCGAACGACCCCUUGAAAGCCAAACAAGUGACCGUUGUCGGGUUUGCCUUGGGCUCCCUGGCGACGCUGCUGGUGGUCAUCGUCCUCCUUGCGGGGCGCCGGUGGCUUGUGGGGGUGUUUACGCAGGAUCCAGCCCUGCAGGACAUCUUGGGGGCCGUCUUGCCAAUCUUUUGCAUGGCCGCGAGCAUCUCGGGGCUGCAUGUGAUGCUGUCGUCCGUGCUAGAAGCCAUGUCGCUGGCCAUGACGCUAGUCGUGGUCUCUGGUGUCGGGUCAUGGGCGAUCUUGCUGCCUGUGUCGUAUUACUUUGGCAUUUCCCAAGCGCUUGGGUUGGCCGGCCUGUGGUGGGGCAGUGUCGUGGGGGAAGGCGCCAAGUUCGUCCUCACUACCAUCGCACUCUUUGGAUUGUACGACUGGACGACCAUUGCCCAACGCAUAUCUGCUGAAGCCCAGGGAGAUGUCGUCGUCGUUGACGAGGAAGUCGAAGCGUUAACGUCUGCCGACACGAUGAAGAGUCCCGUGGCGACAGCUACAAACUCGUCGUUUUAGGAUUUUAUCUACCGGUAGUACUUCGAAGUAAUUACCAACACCAUAUUCGACCACG